Messenger RNA from Neoarthrinium moseri, 1020 nucleotides. RefSeq lists its product as uncharacterized. Gene Ontology annotation, biological process: mRNA splicing, via spliceosome. NCBI's taxonomy places the organism in Eukaryota, Fungi, Ascomycota, Sordariomycetes, Amphisphaeriales, Apiosporaceae. Bases 1 to 1020 code for a protein of 339 amino acids. The record is from RefSeq and is a predicted model, not a curated record. Gene Ontology annotation, molecular function: metal ion binding; pre-mRNA 3'-splice site binding. Gene Ontology annotation, cellular component: U2AF complex; spliceosomal complex. The transcript is spliced from 2 exons.
AUGUUCUACAGUAAUUAUCUGGAUGUGGCCAGCUACAGGGAGGAGCACGGGCCAUUUGUCAGCCUCGAACCCCCUGCCGUCGCGAGUCUUAGCGUGGCUCCGGGCCUUCAGAGGCCUUCAGAAGCCUUCUCCAGCUUCGGCGCAGCCUUUCGCUUUAUUUUCCAACAUCCAUACCCGUCCCAUCCGCCGUCUUGCGACAGAACACCAAACGCCCGCGCGCAGCAGCAGAAGCAGAAGCAUCAUCCAGCAAGCGUCGCAUCAAACCAGCGCCGGCUCGACGGCCCCUCGGCGACAUCCGCGCUUUGUCCGCAGCUCUAUUGUGCUCGAUCGAGUCGCAGUUCCUCCCUGGCCGGCAGCUUUGCGACCACACACACAUACGCAUCUUCCACCAUGGCCAACUUCCUCGCCUCCAUCUUCGGCACCGAGCAGGACAAGGUCAACUGCUCCUUCUACUACAAGAUCGGCGCGUGCCGGCACGGCGACCGCUGCUCGCGCAAGCACGUCAAGCCCUCGUACUCGCAGACCAUCCUGCUGCCGUCCAUGUACCAGAACCCGGCCCACGACGCCAAGAACCGGCUGACGCCCGAGCAGUGCGCCAACCACUUCGACGCCUUCUACGAGGACCUGUGGUGCGAGCUGUGCAAGUACGGCGAGCCCGAGGAGCUCGUCGUGUGCGACAACACCAACGACCACCUGAUCGGCAACGUCUACGCCCGCUUCAAGUACGAGGACUCGGCCCAGGCCGCCUGCGACGCCCUCAACAGCCGCUGGUACGCCGGCCGCCCCAUCUACUGCGAGCUCAGCCCCGUCACCGACUUCCGCGAGGCCUGCUGCCGCCUCAACAGCGGCGAGGGCUGCGUCCGCGGCGGCUUCUGCAACUUCAUCCACCGCAAGAACCCCACCCCGGACCUCGACCGCGAGCUGACCCUGGCCACCAAGAAGUGGCUCAAGGAGCGCGGCCGCGACGCCAAGAGCGUCAGCCGGAGCCCCAGCCCGGAGCCCACCCGCAGGAGAUACUAG